This is a messenger RNA of Paramecium tetraurelia, 2025 nucleotides long. RefSeq lists its product as uncharacterized. The transcript is spliced from 5 exons. Gene Ontology annotation, biological process: protein phosphorylation. The record is from RefSeq and is a predicted model, not a curated record. Gene Ontology annotation, molecular function: protein kinase activity; ATP binding. Lineage: Eukaryota; Ciliophora; Oligohymenophorea; Peniculida; Parameciidae.
AUGAAAAAAAAUAUUAUGAUGGAACAUGAUUAAUAGAUUCCCCUUCAAUAAACUAUAUUUCGAAAUGGUGUCUCUGUAUUACCAUUACUAGUUAAGAAAAAUAGUAUGGGUAUAGCUUUAGAAAACAUUCCAAGAACCUAAACAUUUUCAAGACAAAUGCAACAAUCAGGUCAUAAUGACAGUGUAUAAUAAUCCAGAACUCCAACAAUGAAAAACGAUUCCCUUUAUGGUAAUAUUUACAAGAAACCAAUUGUCAUUAAAAAACCCAAUUUUAUUUUAAAGAAACCUGAUAACGAUUUUAGUUGGCCACUUUUCAAAAUAAAAAAUGAUCCAUUAAUAAAAUAAUUUUGGGAAAGAAGAGGCUAUAAGGAUACAGAAAAGAAUUGGAUAUUUGAUGAUUACAUUUUUGCCAGUAAUAUGUUGAGAAUUGGAAAAAAGAAAAAAAUUGUGAAGGGUUAUUUUUAUAGAUUAACAAGUUCUGGUUUAUUGAUGUACUAUAAAAAAGAAUCAGAUACAUUACCCAAAGGUUUCCUGUAAUUGAAUAUGCAGAUAAGACUGAUUGUUAGUUUUUAAAAGACAAAAAGAAAUCUCUAAUUACCAGUAUUGUAUUUAGAAAAGACCCAAGGUGUUGGAAUAACUAUUUUUGAUCAUUUGAUUGACCAAACAUUAAAAUUAGGAGAAUGCAUUUAACAAUUUUGUUUAAUGAGGGGUUUCACUGUUUUGUAUGAAUAAUUGGAAUUACUGGGAAGUGGAGCAUUUGCAUCAGUUUAUAAGGUAAGUAGAAAAAGAGAUGAGAAGUAUUUUGCUGCAAAGACAUAUUUCAAGUAAUUUUAUGAUGAUCAUCCACACAAAGAAAGAUUGCUUUCAAUGGUUUAUAAUGAAAUUACAACUCUUAAAAAUAUUGAUCAUUAAAAUAUCAUGAAACUAUAUGAAGUAAUUUAGGAAAAAGAUAAAUUGAUAUUGAUUAUGGAAUAUUGCGCAGGUGGAACAUUAUACUCUUAUGUGAAAUAAAAAGUCAAAUUCAAUGAUAAGCACUAUGCUUAUAUAUUAAAGUAAUUAUGUGAUGCUCUAUAUGAGAUGCAUAGAUUGAACUUUGUACAUAGAGAUCUCAAAUUAGAAAAUAUCAUGCUAGAAUCAAAAGACUAUUUAUAAUUAAAAUUAGUUGAUUUUGGUUUCUCUGAAAUUAUUAAUGAAAAAUAAUUAGUUAGUUAAGCAGGAACCCCUGGUUUUCUCCCUCCAGAAAUUUUCAGAUAAAUCCCUUAUACUGCUAAAAGUGAUAUCUUUAGUUUAGGUGUAAUUAUGUAUUUGAUUGUUGCUGGAUAUAUGCCAUUCAAAGCCCCUACUGCAACAUAAAUCUUAGAGUUAAAUAGAAAAUGCUAAGUAAACUUUGAUAAGUCUCCUUGGUAAGAUGUAAAUCCAGAUUUGAAAUACUUAAUUAAGAAGAUGCUUGAAUUUAAAAUAGAAGAUAGAAUAAGUUGCUUAGAGAUUCUAGACAGUACUUACAUUUUACAUCAUUCACGUUAGACAUCAGAGACUAAUUAUAAAUCAAACUAAAUGUUAAGUGGACUUGAAUUUGAUAAGUGUAAUAGGCAAUCAAUGAAAAGUAUUAAAUAGUCUGAACAAUCUAAUGAUAGAAGCAAAGAAUUUUAAUUAGAUUUUUCAAUACAUACAAACGACAUAAAGUCACUUUAUUAAAGGAAUUCUUAAAAGACUAAUAAAUCUAAUAGAUCAAUAAAUUCUUUAGCAAAAAACUCUUCAUAAAAAAAAAUAUCGCGAUCAGUACCUAAAGAAUGCCAACUCUCUAAAUUUUAGAGCACCAAAAAGGUAGAAGAUUUAGACUCGCAUAAGAGUUAAAGCAAAAAACAGAGUUCUUUUGGGGAUGUUAUAAUAUAAGAAACAAAGAUUGUAACAUUUGAUGACACUGACUCUUUGAAAUUAGAAUAGAUUCUAUAUUUAAAAAGAGGUGGAUUAGCCUUUAAUAAAACAAAGAAACCUUUGGAUUAAUUUUCUAACAAAGUCAACUGA